Molecule: messenger RNA, 2043 nt
Organism: Penicillium canariense
Lineage: Eukaryota; Fungi; Ascomycota; Eurotiomycetes; Eurotiales; Aspergillaceae
Exons: 1
Coding region: 1-2043 (680 amino acids)
Source: RefSeq, a predicted model, not a curated record
AUGAAGACUGCGUUGGUAGCCGUCCUAUUGCGGCUUAUGCUGCAAGGACAAGCGGCUUGGGCAGACACGCGAGUGGUCACCAGCACCCAAGUCAAUUGCAACGACGUCCCCAUCAACUUCAGCGCCAAUCCGUCCUUUGAGACGGGUGAACUGGCUCCAUGGAUCAAGUACCCCGAUGGCGAAGUCUACGAUACGCCGACCGUCAUUAGCGACUCAUCCGACGAUGGAGACUAUGUCAUGCAGAUGACCGGCGCGGAAGGCUAUCACGCAGCAGAGCAGACGGUGAACGGGUUGACCGUGGGCAUCACAUACACGCUAUCGUUCGACUACAAGAUGACGGGUGCAGGAUCAAGUUACCUCUUCAUCGAACACGACGGCAAUCAAGUGCUCGCGAGCGCGAUGGCGUCGCCUUCCACGGAAUGGCAAACCAUUUCUGGAACCCUUACCGCGACCUCAACCUCGCAUGUCUUCGUGAUCUGGGCGUACUUCAUGAACCCGACCACUCUCGAAUUUGACAAUGCCAAGUUCACCAACGCCGCCCAGACUACUCAGGUGUGCAGUACCACUACAGUCACCUCAACGGUCACCUUCACUCCUACAUCCACUCCUACAUUCACUCCUACACUCACUCCUACACUCACUCCUACAUCCACACCUGCACACCGCACCCCGUCCAGUGUUGUGGUGUCGUCCUCCCCCAUUCGGUCCAGCUCAAGCGUGCCUUCUUCUACGCCAGUUAGGGUUCCAACCGCACGCCCAUCUAUCCGUCCCUUGAGCUCCAUGCCGCCGCAGAUGUCUAUCCGUCCAUUGAGCUCCAUGCCGCCGCAGAUGACCCCGUCGUCCCGGCCGGUUGCUUCGUCGAGGAUCCCGUCCCAUCUACACCGAAUCAAGUCCAAGUCCGCCUGCAAGCGACCUAUCUCCAAGUCACCUUCGUCUAUCAUGCGCUCUUCUUCUUUGCCAAGCCUUUCUGCUCAAGCUUCGUCAACCCCUUCAGUAGGCCCCUACGGCGGCGAAACACGGCCCAACAGACCUCAUAUGCACCGGCCUAACCCGUCCCAUAUGCACAAGCCCCACACCGGAGGCCCUGAAGAACAUCGGCCCACAAAUGUACCCCCACCAGCGCUCCCGGAGACCCCUCAACCUACGGCGACAAUUACCAGACCCAACAGCCCACCUCCAGCGGAAGGAUCAACGACGUUAACCAUUGUCUCGACCCGCACCACCACCAUCACUGCCUGCCCUUCCAGCGUAUUGGAUUGUCCCGCUCGAGAGAAGACCACACAUGUCACUACUGAAACAGUUCUGGUUUACACCACUGUGUGCCCUAUUGCUGAGGCGGAAGCCACAUCCAUCGCUGAGGCUGGCUCAAAACCACAUGGCUCCGCCGGGGAGGCCUAUCCGGGUGUUAUCACGUCCACAGUGUGGACUACUCGUACCGCCACGGUGACAGCAUGCCCAUCAACGGUGACCGAUUGCCCGGCGUCCGCAAAGAGCACAUUUGUCACUACCGAGACUCUUGUGGCGUCUACUGUUCUCGUUACAAGCCAGGUAACCCCGACUGCCACCAGUACCAUGAUUUCCCUUCCUGCCGUGACUCCGAGCGGGGCUUCUGGCUCUAACCCCGAAUCCAACGAGGGAAGCACGGAUUCAUCGUCUGGCUCGAACGGCAAAUCUGGUGUGAAUGCCAACGGCUCCAACGGCUCCACUUCGUCGGACAACACGGUUGGUGGUGUGAAUACCAACGGCUCCAACGGCUCCACUUCGUCAGACAACACGGUUGGUGGUGCGAUUGGGCCCCAGGCGGGAGCCUCGAGCUACCUUAUUACCUUGGUCCGCGCAUCUUCCUCCCCAGCGUCAGCCUUUGGGUCAAGUCUGCAUGCCAGCUCGACAAACGCGCCUGCUUCUCAGCAGACUAGCUCGGCCAGUGGAACUGUGACUGCUUCGGCACCACUCUACACCGGCGCUGGGUUCUCUGCACUGAAAAUGAUCCCUGUGUAUGACAUGUUGCUGCUGUUGGCUGUCUCUCUCUUCUUCCUUUCUUAG